UUCACACAGCAAUUCGUGAUGGAGUCACUUCUAAAAGACCUCAAGAAACAUGUAACAUGCUCGAUUUGUUUGGAUACUUACACCAAACCGAAGACCAUUGCUUGUCUUCAUACGUUCUGCUGUAAAUGCCUGGAGAGACAUGCACUAACGAGCAAAAAACAAGGGUUUUAUCGAUGCCCCGAGUGUCAGGCACAAAUUGGCAUCCCUGAAGGAAAGCGUUUUGAUAAUCUGCCCAGCAGUUUUCUGCACAACAGUUUGUUGAGUCUUCUCGCCAUUCGACGCAGCGGCGAGGGAGAUGAAAUCAGCUGUAGUACAUGCCAGAAGAAGAGCGCUGAGAUCAACCACUGCUUUGACUGCGAGAAGUUUAUGUGCCCAGAAUGUGUGAAAGCACACGAAGUAUUUCGAGAAACUUUGUUUCAAGGACACAAAGUCACACCAGUGCGACAGUUUCAAGCCACAGACUACGAGGCGUUGUUGAAACGGCAGUCAUUUUGCACCGUUAAUUAUCACGAGAAAGAAGUAACAAAGUUUUUCUGUGUGGGCUGUCAAAGCUGCGUGUGUCAGAUUUGCAUCGCCACUGAUCACAAGAGCCACGAUGUUGUUCCGCUUGAAAAGGCAGCGGACGAUGAAAAAGCAAACAUCAUUGCCAGAGCAAGGCUGGUCAAAGAGAUGAAAGAGGUCUGCCGAGGUGUUAUUCGUGAACUUGAAAACACGGAAAAUGAGUUGGAAACGAACAUUACCACAGCUAAACGCCAGGUUUCCCAAGCAACCGAACAGAUGAUGGGAAAGCUUCGCCAACUGGAACGUGAAGCCAUUACUGCCCUAGAGAACACUCGCGUGUCAAGGAUUGAGAAAUUACAUUCUGGAAAAGCAUCGGUUUUCUCUUUGGAAAAGCAACUUGACCAAGCAUUUGAGUUCAGUAACAACCUGGUUGAGAGAAGCUCAAGUUCAGACAUAAUGCUAAACAAGAAAAAUCUAGAAGAACGAAUCAAAGACCUCAUCGAGACCACAAUGCCUGCACUUCCGGUUAGCUCGUGUGUGGAGUUUGUGUCGACAUGUGAACCAGAGAGUUUGAGUCUGGGAUUUACGAAGUUCAGCAAGACAGAUGUGCAAGGAUCGACCGUGGAAGGACUGGAUCAGAAUUUCCAAGCUGGUGUAGAGGCAGAGCUACUAAUUUGUCUCAAAUCAAGCGAAGGAGAAAUCAGUAACACUCAGCACACAGAUCGUGUUGAAAUACACAUAGACCCUGCGGAUCAGGUGAGCAGUUUGGUGACGAGUGAAAAAGAAGAUGGAAAUUUCCAAGCAAAAUUUGUA
Molecule: messenger RNA, 1314 nt
Organism: Pocillopora damicornis (cauliflower coral)
Lineage: Eukaryota; Metazoa; Cnidaria; Anthozoa; Scleractinia; Pocilloporidae
Product: E3 ubiquitin-protein ligase TRIM45
Molecular function (GO): zinc ion binding; protein binding
Source: RefSeq, a predicted model, not a curated record